UGUACUGUAUGCCUCUUACUCACUAGACUCUAGGUCACUCUGGUUCACUAAAUGACACCAAACUGGUGGUUAAGACAGCACAUACAGUAGUUUCUUGUGACAAGCUGAAUCACAAAUGACUCAACUCUGUUUUAACCUAGCUAAGUAUGUUGUCUGAACCUUAGCCUCCUGGUGUUAAAAGUUCAACCAUAGCUAGUUGAAGUUAGGUUUCCAGAGAAGGUGCUGUCAUGCUAAAAUCGACUUACUUAUAUCUUAAAACCAUUCUAGGAAUGAUUUUGGAGAAGACCUGAACCUCAGUACAGCAGUUGAAGGAACUGACACUCAUGGGCUUUCACAAGGUUGCCCAAAUGUCUCAUUGCUUGCUUGCUUGCUGGCCAAACGGUUGCACGUGUUGCAAUUUUAACUGCCUGGUUGUUUGGAAAUACUGCGUCCUGUGGGCUAACUGUACAUAAUACAAUAUAUAUUCUUCAUUCAAGUGAUGCAGGGAAAGGAGGAGACAGGACUGGACCAUAGGUAGAGUUUCACCAAAAUUGAGACAGCUCUUUUGAGAGGGUAUAAAAAAAAUUGAACAAAGCGAUGUGGCAUUACAUUUGGCUUAUUCAGUGAAAGCCAGAGAAGCAGGAAACUCCACCCCUCUGCUUAUCCAUUUGAAGGAGGGGCAGUCCAACUGUCAACCUGGCUUGGCCAUAUUUCGCUAGGAAUAUGUUCCAGGACAUCCCUUCAUCUCAGCAAGGUCAUCAACUGCCGAGUUGCUGUGAUGGUUAAAGAGUCCAUUGCAAUCUUCAUUUUCUGUCUUGGCAUAGCCAAUGGCUUGGAAUGUCAUAAGUGCUUAGUUAAUGAAGGAAACUGUUCGAUGGCCCAAGUGGAAGUUUGCAAGCCCAACCAAAAUGCUUGCUUCUUUGUGAUCAAGAAGUACCAUGGAUUGAGCGCAGAUACGGCCAAACAGGGCUGUGGAUCCUCAAAUGCUUGCCGACGGUACUCUGCGGGAACGAAGGGUUCCUUGUUCCGAACCAUGUGGUGUUGCUCUUUGAAUCUUUGCCAACCUGUGCAUUUGCAAGUCAACCGAGAUGGAUUGCAAAACGGGGUGGUGUGUCAAGGUUGCAUUGGGAGCCCAGCAGAAUGUGGUCUAACGGCCCCUUCGAAGCAAUGCUAUGGGAGUGCAGAUCAGUGCGUGCAGAUUUCCCAGCGCUUCCUACCAGGGGAAGAGCUAGAACCCAUCAUAAAGGGAUGUGGAAAUAGUUCCUUCAAAGAUGUGCAGGUGCUCUACCAGAUUGGGAGAGAUGUUGCCUUUCUUGACCAAAAGGUCUGUGGCCAGUCCAACUGCAAUAAUAGGAGUUUUCCAGAGAUACCUGCCGGACUGCCCAAUGGGCUACAGUGCUACACUUGUCGAGAUUCAGGGCAUGGGGAGUGUGCCCUCAACAAAUUGCAGCGUUUGAAAUGCACUGGAGCCAUGAACCGGUGUGUGCAUAUCAUCAAAGCAGAAAAUAAAAGCACAGCUGUGACCAUCCAGAAAGGCUGUGCCACGGAGUCCAUGUGCAGGAGAGACACAGAUAUAUAUCUUAGACUGAAGGGAGAAGAUUCUCAUGCAGAAUGUUGUAAAAGGAAUCUUUGUAACAAAGCCCAUAGUCUUUCCAGCCCAGAACUGAUGACAAUUCUCAGUUUAUGGUUGGUGCUGAAGGUCUAUCAAUAACUAUCAUUGGUUCAUGGAUAUCCCAGAUAGUUUCACCUGUGGCACAGAUAUAAAUUUGGGAUGUUUUGGUGGUUUUUUGCAUCUGCCAUUCAAAUGCAUAACUUUCGUUGCCCUGUGUGAUCUCAAAAUGUUGCCUUUCUUUCUCCCAGUUUGCACACCAAGAACAUGAAAUUUCACUUGAGUUGACCUCAACCUCAGGUGACACAAAGAUCUCUAAGUAAUUUUCUUGGCAACAAUGCAGAAGUGGGUUGACAUUGUCUUUCUCCAAGAUAUUUUUCUCAACUUUCCAGUUGAGACUAAAACCCUGGUGGUCUCCAUCCAAAUAAUUACGAGAUCCUGAUCAGGCAGCAAUACAGCUAGUGAAACUAUAAAGCAGUGUUUCUCAACCUUGUUGUUGUUGUUCAGCCGUUAAGCCGUGUCCAGCUCUUUGUAACCCCAUCAACCUUGGCAACUUUAAAAUGGGUGGAUUUCUAUUCCCAGAAUUCUCCAGCCAACUGGGAGUUGAAGUCCACCCAUCUUAAAGAUGUCAAGGUUGAGAAACACUGAUCCAGACAGACAGGCUCUGCUCAGGUUCUGGUGCUUCUGUAGCACAGUCAGUGCCUCCACCCAGACAGGCCCACCACCCAGACAUCUCAUCCAACACUAUCUAAUGAUGUUGAGCAAUGAUCAGAGUUUUUCCUCAGGAUUUUUUUUUUUUUUUGAUACAAUUAAACAUUCAGACCAUUUUGGAUAGCUGUGAUCAACACGUGGAUUCUUUCAGAUGAUUUUUGAGGGUGUGGGUGGGCAAAUCAAAGCCACAAUUCCCCUGUGAGACAUGGACACUGCUAGCACACAUGGUUGGAGAUACUUCCUCCAUCACAUCCCACUUUUAUUUUUCGAUCUGAUGACUUUGGAUGGCAGGUGGCAGAGGUUUGGGUUUGGGGGCUACCCAUGGCAGACUUUGGUUGCAGAUUCAAGGUCAAUCAAAACAGUAUGUAGAGUAAGUGGCUUCAUUUUGAUUCUUGGGUUUUUAAACAUCGGUCAUGUCCUCUGUGUUGGCAGAGAUCAACUUCUUGUCAUCGAAUGAUAAACAAGCAAAUAA
Molecule: messenger RNA, 2771 nt
Organism: Python bivittatus (Burmese python)
Lineage: Eukaryota; Metazoa; Chordata; Lepidosauria; Squamata; Pythonidae
Product: urokinase plasminogen activator surface receptor-like
Source: RefSeq, a predicted model, not a curated record